GUCCUCUCUUUCUUCUCUGCAUGUAAGAACCCGCAGACCUAAGUAUCUGGAUCUCUCUCUCUCUCUCUGUGUCUCUGUUUUCAUAUUUUAAAGAAGAGGUAGGGAGGGUUUCUGAAAGAAGGUGGUGCCAGGAGGAGCUGGAGAAAGGAAGACGAUGAAAUGGUUGCUGGGCAUUGCUGUUUUGGUGGUGGUCGCCUCGUCGUGGUGGUGGUACUGCAGGAGGAGGAGGAGGAAGGAGCGCAAGGCUGGGGUCCCCAAGGGAAGGCUCGGUUGGCCUAUUAUUGGGGAGACCCUCGACUACAUCCUCCAUGGCUACUCCUCCAGGCCUGAGGAUUUCAUGAUGAAGCGACGUGCACUAUACGGGAAGGUGUUCAAGACGAACAUCUUGGGGAGCCCGACGAUAGUGUCGACGGACGUGGAGGUGAACAAGGCCAUACUUCAGAACGACGGGAAGACGUUCGUGCCCUUCUACCCGAAGACGGUGACGGAGCUGCUGGGGAAGUCGUCCAUCCUGCAGAUGAACGGCAGCCUGCAGAGGAAGGUCCACGGCCUCAUCGGCGGUUUCUUCAAGUCGCCGGCGCUCAAGGCCCAGAUCACCCGCGACAUGGACGGCUACGUCCGGCGGGCCAUGCGCCGGUGGACGGACGGCCAGACCGUUCGGAUCCAAGACGAAACCAAGACUAUAACGUUCAGGGUGUUGGUGAAGGCGCUGAUGAGCGUGGAAGGGAAGGAAGAGGUGGAAGAACUGAGGAAAGAUUUCAAAGAGUUCACUGCGGGAUUGAUGUGUUUGCCCCUCAAUCUGCCCUUCACCACUCUCCACAAGUCUCUCCAAGCCAAGAAGAGGAUGGUGGGGAUGGUCAACAAGGUUAUCAAAGAGAAGAUGGGGAAGGGAAGCGGUGAAGUAGUGGAUGCCAUAGAUGCGCUGCUGAAGGAGGUGACUUCCCAUUCCGGCGGUACAGGAGGUGGUGGAGGAGGAGGAGGAGAGGAAGGGGAGGAGAGGCUGUCACCGGAGUUCUUGUCAGAGAACAUAGUCGAGAUGAUGAUUCCCGGCGAAGAUUCCGUCCCCAUUCUCAUGUCCCUGGCCAUCAAGUACCUGAGCGACUGCCCCUCUGCUCUGCAGCUACUACGAGAAGAAAACAUGGAGAUGAAGAGGGAGAAAUCUGAAAGGGGUGAAGCGUUGAGCUGGAACGAUUACAUGUCUUUACCUUUCACUCAGAAUGUGAUCAGUGAAACAUUGAGGAUGGGGAACAUCAUAAAUGGAGUUAUGAGAAAGGCUUUGAAUGAUGUGGAAAUCAAAGGUCACCUGAUCCCAAAGGGAUGGCGUGUAUUGGCCUCUUUUAGAAGUGUUCAUUUGGAUGAAGAAAGCUACGACAGCCCUUAUCGGUUUGAUCCAUGGAGGUGGCAAAGAAGAGAAAGUAGUGGGUGCAUCCACUUUACUCCUUUUGGUGGGGGGCAUAGGCUCUGCCCUGGUCUCGACCUGUCUAGGCUUGAAACCUCCAUCUUCCUUCAUCACUUCACUACAAGCUUCAGUUGGGUUGCGGAAGAAGAUGAGAUAAUCAACUUUCCCACUGUCAGAAUGAAGCGAGGGCUGCCAGUCAUCGUGAAGCCCAUUCUUGAUCUCUGCUCGGUCGACCAGAGCUCCGUCGACUUGUAAAUUUACCAAUCAUGCCCUCAUGUUACAGAAGCAAUUUCGCUCUGCUGUAAAAGGAAUAUGAUAACGUUCCUUGGGUGUGCUGAAAAAGGAAUAUGAUAGUGUCGUUGCAUAACUGUUCCGGGAGAAGAAAUGAUAUCUACUAGUCUAUGCUGCAAAAUAUCUGUUUGAAAAUAACCAUAAGCAUAGUAACCAAAUAUUUAAAG
Messenger RNA from Nymphaea colorata (pocket water lily), 1857 nucleotides. Its product is annotated as 3-epi-6-deoxocathasterone 23-monooxygenase CYP90D1-like. Gene Ontology annotation, biological process: multicellular organism development; sterol metabolic process; brassinosteroid homeostasis. The transcript has 9 exons. Bases 155 to 1654 code for a protein of 499 amino acids. The record is from RefSeq and is a predicted model, not a curated record. Gene Ontology annotation, molecular function: heme binding; oxidoreductase activity, acting on paired donors, with incorporation or reduction of molecular oxygen, NAD(P)H as one donor, and incorporation of one atom of oxygen; iron ion binding. NCBI's taxonomy places the organism in Eukaryota, Viridiplantae, Streptophyta, Magnoliopsida, Nymphaeales, Nymphaeaceae.